Messenger RNA from Camelina sativa (false flax), 1314 nucleotides. RefSeq lists its product as uncharacterized. NCBI's taxonomy places the organism in Eukaryota, Viridiplantae, Streptophyta, Magnoliopsida, Brassicales, Brassicaceae. The record is from RefSeq and is a predicted model, not a curated record.
UAGGCUCUAUGAUUUUGGCGGAGACGUGUCUUUGCUUGUUAAAGCCCAAUAAGAGUAAUCCACGUCAUAUAUAGACACGUGUCAUCUGAUGAUAAUAAGAUCCAGCCAUCAGCAAAUUUCAUCGGUGGUUUUGGUCGUGGAGUCUCGCCGACUGUAUAUGAAAGACUCCGAGCACCUCUCUCUGACUAAUUUCGAAAUUGACCGGAGAAUUCGUCGUCUGUCGUCUUGAUCUGUCCCGAAUUUGUUAAAAACUCCCCUUUUCCAGAGCCAAUCUUCACCACCAUGGCCGCACCGUUCUUUUCAACUCCAUUUCAGCCUUAUGUCUACCAGAGUCAACAAGAUACAGUUACACCUUUCCAGAUUUUGGGAGGUGAAUCCCAAGUUGUUCAGAUUAUGUUAAAGUCAGAGGAGAAAGUGAUUGCUAAGCCUGCUUCCAUGUGCUACAUGUCUGGUUCCAUCGAGAUGGAAAACACUUACACUCCUGAACAAGAAGUUGGAGUUCUUCAGUGGCUUUUGGGCAAGAGUGUCACCAGCGUGCUUCUUCGUAAUACCGGCCAAACCGACGGCUUUGUUGGUAUUGCUGCACCUUAUUUGGCUCGGAUUCUCCCGAUCGAUUUGGCAAUGUUUGGAGGUGAGAUCUUAUGCCAGCCAGAUGCAUUCCUUUGUUCCGUCCAUGAUGUGGAGGUUGUCAACGGAGUUGACCAGAGGGCAAGAAACAUUGUUGCCGCUGGUGCAGAGGGGUUUCUAAGACAACGCCUAUCUGGACAAGGUCUUGCUUUUAUCCUCGCAGGUGGCUCAGUUGUACAAAAAGUUCUGGAGGUAGGAGAAGUUCUUACCAUUGACGUGUCUUGCAUCGCUGCUCUCACUCCCUCGGUCAACGUCCAAAUCAAAUACAAUGCUCCUUUGAGACGAGCAGUAUUCGGGGGUGAUAACGUAGUAAUGGCGACUCUAACGGGGCCAGGCAUUGUCUUCAUCCAAAGCUUACCGUUUCAUCGGCUCUCGCAGCUUAUCGCAAGAUCGGUGACAUCGCCAAACAUGAGAGAAAAUCCAAAAUUGUUGAUACAAAUAGCGAUAUUUGCGUUCCUGGCAUACGCUGUGAUUCUCUCAUCGUUGAUCUUAACCGAAGUUUGAAAGCAUAGAGAGAGAAGAAGAAGAGAUAGAGGUGCUUUUUUUUCAGACCAAAAAAGUAACGAUGUAACUGUUCAAAUUAGCUCUUUGGAAAAGGAAUAUGAUAGAUACAACAACAACAACAACAACAUACACAGCUCUAGAAAACCAUUUUCUUUUCGUUUACUACUAGUGGUGGUGGGUUCA